This is a messenger RNA of Ilex paraguariensis (yerba mate), 1542 nucleotides long. NCBI's taxonomy places the organism in Eukaryota, Viridiplantae, Streptophyta, Magnoliopsida, Aquifoliales, Aquifoliaceae. The record is from the annotation of a GenBank genome assembly.
AAACUUCUAAGUAGGAGGUUAGUGGUAGUUUAUCCUUAGCUUCCCCAUCUUCACUGCCUUCUCUGCCAGAUCUCUAUCCCUAAACCUCUUUCAAGGCCAGAGAACAUCAAAGAGAGAGAGAGAGGGCCGAUGGAGAAGCUUAUCUACUCUAACCCCAUCCCUUCAAAACUCCAUCUAAAACCCUAUCCUUUUCUGACACGACUCGGCCGAGUUGACGCCCCAAAACUCGUUCUUCCGUCAUCACGGCGCACCGAGUCUCAGCGAGUCAACUCGUUAUCCUGCAAACAGGAAGACCCAUAUUCUAAUUCCUCCUCAUCAAAUUCUCCAAUUAAUUUUUCUGAUAAUUACACAGCAAAAGCAUCUUCAACGGUGGAUUUUCCAGAUGGGUCUGUGCCCAAACCCCAAUUUCUCAAACAAAUCGCCGAUGCAUUCCCUAGGCAACAAAAGGCAGUUGCUGCAGGGACGGUGAUACUACUCUCAGCUCUUUUUAUGAUAUUUGUGUCACCGGCGUUUGCUUCUUUCCAAACUGCGGCUAAGACUGGUGGUACAGCUGCAGCUGUGGCAGGUGGUAGACUCCACCCUGAAUUAUUAAGUAGUGCGUGGACUGGUUUCUUUGCCGGUUGCUUACACACUCUAUCAGGACCUGACCACCUUGCUGCUUUGGCUCCACUUUCGAUUGGCCGCACCCGGUUGGAAAGUGCUGCUGUUGGAGCUCUCUGGGGCUGUGGCCAUGAUGCUGGACAGGUGAUUUUCGGCUUACUGUUUCUAAUUCUGAAGGAUCGACUCCAUAUUGAAGUCAUCCGAACCUGGGGCACUAGAGUGGUGGGCUUUACACUACUUGUUAUCGGUGGCAUGGGCAUCAGGGAAGCAUCAGAAGUCCCUACCCCAUGUGUUUCCCUUGAAAAUGGUGAAUGCGACAUUGGCGUCUAUGAAGCCCUUGAGAACCCAGCGAUUGGGAAGAAAAAGAAGAUUGGGUUUGCUACUUUUGCCACAGGGAUUGUCCAUGGUCUGCAACCUGAUGCACUGAUGAUGGUCUUGCCUGCACUUGCUUUGCCAUCUCGCUUGGCCGGCGCUGCAUUUCUAUGUAUGUUUUUAGUUGGGACUGUAGUUGCAAUGGGGAGUUAUACAGUCUUUAUAGGCUCUUGCAGUCAGGCACUAAAAGAGAGGGUCCCUAGGAUAACUGAGAAGCUCACAUGGGCUUCUUCCCUUAUAGCAAUCACUCUAGGAUUAGCCAUUCUCAUCAGUCAAUUUUUCGGGUAUAGCUUGUAUUAAUUCAAGCUUUGCAUUUCAUUUGAUACCCCUAGUGUUAGGAAGAGAUUUUGAGAGGAAUUUACCCUUUCAGCAACAAAAAUUCAUCUUUCCAAAACGUUGUAUCUCGAUUAGAUAUUUCAUCCUUGAUUACUUAUCAAGUUUUCCUUUCGAGGCUGUAGUUUAUAUGUAAGGGUGUGCAAAAAUCUGAAAAUCCGACUCCGGUUCAACUCUGUCUCCGUUGGAGUCAGGAAGAAAAUCCAUAAUCCAGUCGGAGUCUAAAGGCCUUUUUGA